This is a messenger RNA of Achroia grisella, 2077 nucleotides long. RefSeq lists its product as uncharacterized. The transcript is spliced from 13 exons. The coding region runs from base 1 to 1644 and encodes 547 amino acids. The record is from RefSeq and is a predicted model, not a curated record. NCBI's taxonomy places the organism in Eukaryota, Metazoa, Arthropoda, Insecta, Lepidoptera, Pyralidae.
AUGGAUGAAAGCUUGGGAUAUAAUGAAAACGAGAGGAUACUAGUCACUUCACAAUGGCAGAUGGGCGUUACGAGUGCGCUCUCUUUCGAGACAGAAGGCUCCACAAUGUGCCUACAAACACAAAAGAAUAAUCUCCAAUUAAUACAGAAGAAAAAAAUUCAAUCAGAGCGUCCAACUAUACCAGCGACUCAAUCGCAAAGGCUGGCCUACUACCGAUGUCACGCGACUUCUCCUUCCAAAACACAGAUCAUAUGCAUGCAACAUGUACAGUUCAACAGAUUUUUAUGGUAUUACAUAUUCAACUUGUUUUUCAAGAGUGUUCCACAUACAUACGUAUACAUUUUCCUAGCUUCCUAUGCUGAAGAAGAACAUUUCUUUUUGCCUAAAAUGGUGCCUAUAUGCUGUGGUCUAAAUAUUGCUUACAUUAUAGCUGCGAUUUUGGAAAUAUUUUGCUAUGUUGACAACGCGAUAUUCUUAUUAGACUAUGCUAUAUGUGGGAUAUUUUUCAAAAAUCCAUGGAACAGAUGUGAUGUUAAAUCUAAUUAUAUCGAAAGUCUUAACAUUUCCGUAAACUGUUACGAAUUGGAAGAAUUCUCCAAGAAAUUUGUAAACGGCACAUCUGUAUUCUAUUCUAUAUUCUAUGUCACAGCUGAUACAGAAUAUUUUCAACUCGCACCUAUUGAAUAUUUUAAGAGACGUAUAACAUUUGUAGAUGGUUGGAAUUACUCUUAUAUAAAUUUUUAUUUUAUAUUCAUGUGGCUCUUGGUAGCCUUACAUUACAAGGCCUUAUUCAAGAAGUACGUUUGGGUGCAUUUGAACAGGGUACAAUUAGCACUGAAUAUUAUGUAUGUAUCAGUUUUUGUGCAUCUAGUGCUAACGUACUUCAUGGAACAUUUGGAUAAACAUAUAGAAGUUACUAGUCCUGUUGAUGAGCUGACCAAUAAAUUAUGGAAAGCUGACGUAGAUAUGCUAGCAGAAUCCAUGACUACACCUCCAGUAGUCCAUAUAUUGACAGCUAGGAGUGAUGGAGAGAUCCAACCAAGUCGGGACAGUUCAAUGAUUUUAGCAUCAAAUGCAAUAUAUUUCAUAUUUAGAGGCCUACUCUCUAUAACCUCACUGGCCGAAGUUAUUGGUAUAUAUAUACUUUACCCUUUGGGACGAUUACUCGACGACAUUACCUUCCAUCAUGGUGUUGCUCCGAAUAAACUAAGAAUUUUGAAUUUAAGAUUCGUACCCAUAUUUUAUACUAUAAAAAUUUACACACUAAUGGACGCUUUAUUACAAGUUUUAAAUCAAACUAGAUAUUUCAAACUGCACCCAGAAUUGAAAUGGUCAUUUUUAAUUAUCUUAGUGCCUAUAUUUUUGGGAAUUAUAUAUGCAAUUGUAAAAUUUUAUAUCGGUGUAAAUGAUGGCUCGUCAAUAUUUCGCCCAAAGUCAAGUUUUGGGCCCAGAGACUUCACAAUAAGGCAAUGGAGAAAGCAAUAUGAUUCUAGAGAGUACGUGGGAUCAGAAGCCUGCAAGCUCCUAAGUCGGUAUAUGAUCAGCCAAGCGGAAUCCAAAGCGUACAAGCUAGAUGUAAUGUACAACACAAGCAGAUAUUCCACUCCCGAUGCUGGUUUUCGUACAGAGAAAGAAAAAAAGUAAUUCAAGUUUCGAACGAAACAAAAUACAUGUGAAUUUCUAUAUAAAUAGAUUAAUUAUGAUGAUUAGAAUAAAUAGAUUAAGUUCGCGCUCGUGUAUAGACAGUAAAUGCUGAUAUUUGUACGGAGAAAGUAAUUUUAAAUUUUGAUCGAGUCGAAAUAAAAUGUAACAUUUCAUAAUUUAAAAAAAAAUCUUAUGAGAGCUUAUGUACAUAGUUCGCGAACUAACAAAUUCGCGCUCCUGUGGACAGUAAAUGCAGAUUUUUGGACGGAGAAAGAAAGAGAGCAAUUUCAAAUUUAGAACGAGACGAAAUAAAAUAUAAAAUUUCAUAUUUUAUGUUCGAUUAUGUACAUAGUUCGCAGACUAACAAGUUGGCGCUUCUAUAGGCCGUAAAUUCUGAUUUUCAUACAGAGAAAGAAAAAAAUAAUUUCAAAUU